Messenger RNA from Mus pahari (shrew mouse), 1193 nucleotides. Its product is annotated as atherin-like. NCBI's taxonomy places the organism in Eukaryota, Metazoa, Chordata, Mammalia, Rodentia, Muridae. Bases 1 to 468 code for a protein of 155 amino acids. The transcript has 4 exons. The record is from RefSeq and is a predicted model, not a curated record.
AUGGGGAGAGAAAGAUGGGGGCGCGCGCACUCCGCUCGCCGUCCUCCUCCUCCCGCGCGCGCCGACCCCACCUCGCGCGCGAGAGCCAGGAGGAGGGGACCGUCACCGGAGACGCCCAGGGCAGGGGCGGCGAGGGUGUGUCAGGUACGGCCGAGCUGCGCCCGUCCACGCUGCCCUGGCGGCGCGCUCCUCCGGGAGGAGCCCCGAAGCUGCCCUCCCGGAGCUUCCGAGGGGUCGGCUGCUGGGCGGGAGCGGAGAGGGGCGCAGGUCGCCAACGGGCCGCCCUGCCACAGCCGCGGGUUCUCAAGGGCGUUGGUGGCUCCACCAGCUCGCCCGCCCGACCUCCCGCCGCCUCAGACCCCAAACGUCAUUAUCUCCCCUUCUUGCUUUGGAUCUUCUGAAUUCCUGCAGUUGGGACAGCUCACGCAGAGCAAACUGACUUGCUAUGAAGUGUCGGCAACAGAGUGAGAGCACAUGGGUGAGAAACCUCCAACCCAGACAACAGAGCAGAGUGCUGUUAAACACUUUCUCACCCUUGAAGUGAUCACACACGUUCCGACAAGUGGCAGCCUCGCGGCUGCACGCUUGCUAGCCUCCUCCUUGCCUCCCUCCAUCUCCGGGCUUUGCGGCUUGUAAUCCUCUCUCAGCCUCUGAGAGGCCUGAGCAUCUUGGCCUUUACCUCGUCCUCUGGAAAGUCUUAAUAAGCGACUCUAGCGAUGUCUGCCAGCUUCUGUUUUGCUGUUUGUCUUCACAACCACAAAGCCGACCACUUGGUCCUUCCGUGCUGCUCCCAAGCCCCUGUGCUUUGAAUCCUCUGGGAGCUGGAAGAGUGUCAGGAAGGGAGGAGGUGCUGAGAACCUCUCUUCCUCAGGAGUCAAGCUGCUUGAUUCUUUUUCUUCUGCAGUGACUGGCAGUGAUCUUGUUGGAAAUCUCGGCUGUGGAAAAUGCUUUCACCAAGGGAUCUUGAGACUGCGUUGUUCCGAUAAGUUUUUGGAACCGUGGAGGGAACUGAGCUGACGUUCAUCUCGAAUCCAACAGAAGAGUUCUUCAAGUUAUUUAAUGUAUUUGUUUAGAGUCAAGGCCCUGUAGCCCUGACUGACCUGGAACUUGCUUUGUAGAUCAAGCUGAUUUGGAAUUCAAUAUCCACCUGCCUUUGCCUCUCAUUGCUGGGAUUAAAAGCAUGUGACACCAUG